Rattus norvegicus (Norway rat) is the source of this 1178-nucleotide messenger RNA. It is a transcript of the gene Nip7, whose product is annotated as nucleolar pre-rRNA processing protein NIP7. Gene Ontology annotation, cellular component: nucleus; nucleolus. The transcript is spliced from 5 exons. NCBI's taxonomy places the organism in Eukaryota, Metazoa, Chordata, Mammalia, Rodentia, Muridae. The record is from RefSeq and is marked provisional. Gene Ontology annotation, biological process: ribosome assembly. Bases 89 to 631 code for a protein of 180 amino acids. Gene Ontology annotation, molecular function: RNA binding.
CUUUGGUGUACCCAGGAAGUAGAGAUAAAGUGACUUCCACUUCCGGCUCUCCAGGCACGAGGAUCCGGAGAGCCAAGCUAGUGGGAAAAUGAGGCCUUUGACUGAAGAAGAGACCCGCGUAAUGUUUGAGAAGAUUGCGAAAUACAUUGGAGAGAAUCUACAACUCCUGGUGGACAGACCGGACGGCACCUACUGUUUCCGGCUGCACAACGACCGAGUGUACUAUGUGAGUGAGAUGAUCCUGAAGCUGGCCGCCAACAUCUCCGGAGAUAAGCUAGUGUCCCUGGGUACGUGUUUUGGAAAGUUUACCAAGACCCACAAGUUCCGGUUGCACGUUACAGCUCUGGAUUUCCUUGCACCCUACGCCAAGUAUAAAGUGUGGAUAAAGCCUGGAGCUGAGCAGUCCUUCUUGUAUGGAAACCAUGUGUUGAAAUCCGGUCUGGGUCGGAUCACUGAAAACACGUCUCAGUACCAGGGAGUAGUGGUUUAUUCCAUGGCAGACGUUCCUUUGGGUUUUGGGGUGGCAGCAAAGUCUACCCAAGACUGCAGGAAAGUGGACCCCAUGGCAAUUGUGGUGUUCCAUCAAGCAGACAUUGGGGAGUACAUACGCCAUGAAGAGACGUUAACUUAAGAUGGCCAUCCCAAGAACAUUUUGCUGUGUGAGAGGACUUAGCUUUGUUUCCUGUGUGCCGGCCAUCAUGUUAAAUCUGGAUAACACUGAGAUAUGCAGCUUGGAUUCUUAUCAACAGAAAUGGCUCAAAAAUAGGGUUUCUGGCCCUCUAGAGCCAAAUGCAGGUGGAUCACAAGGAUAAGGCCAGCUCAGGCUACUUGGCAAGUUCAAGGCUAGCCUGGGCUACCUAGUGAGGCUUGUCUCAGAAAUCUAAAACAGACAAAUCAGAACCUAUGAGCAUUUGUGUGAGCAAAUUGAGUGUUUCUAUUUUAUGUCUGCAUCAUCGUUGAUUCAGAAGCCUUGUUCUGAGUGACGGUUUCUAAGUUACUUCACCGAGGACAGGGAUAAUCUUACUGUUAUCUGUGAUAACUCUUUUCCAGGCUUAUAACAGCACAGUGGACUUUCUAAUGUUUGUUAAUAUUAAAGUUAGAAACAGCUAUAUAAGGACAGUAGGCCAUGCCUAUGGUUUUAUAUAUGGAGUUUAAUAAAUUGUAAUGGUUUUAUUUUC